Molecule: messenger RNA, 1302 nt
Organism: Sphenostylis stenocarpa
Lineage: Eukaryota; Viridiplantae; Streptophyta; Magnoliopsida; Fabales; Fabaceae
Source: the annotation of a GenBank genome assembly
AUGAUGAUGAAGAAGAAGAAACAGGUACCGGAGUGGAUGAACAGUUCUCUGUGGUCCACCCCUUCCGACCACCAUCGCUUUAACCCUCCCUCUCCUCCCUCUCCUCCUCCUCCCCCUCCUCCGCCCCCCUCCGUCUCUGUCAGAGAUGAUCCCCCAACUAAUCACAAUGCCUCUCCUUCUUCUUCAUCCGUCGUCUCGUCUGCUUCUGCAUUCUCCGCCGCCGAUGAUAUCUCUUCUCAGGCUCAGUUGUUGACCGAGUUAUCUAGGAAGGUGAUAGACAUGCGCGAGCUGAGGAGAGUGGCUUCUCAAGGCAUACCUCAUGCUGCCGCCCCUGCUUUACGUCCUACGCUCUGGAAGCUCUUGCUUGGAUAUCUUCCGUCCGAUCGUUCCCUUUGGUCCUCUGAAUUAGCCAAGAAGAGGUCCCAGUACAAACAUUUCAAAGACGACCUCCUCAUGAAUCCUUCAGAAAUCACGAGGAGGAUCUACAACUCUGCUACUCAUGACAUCGAUGAUGCAAAAUCUGAAACUCGUAUCUUGCUUUCUAGAUCACAGAUCACUCAUGAGGACCACCCUUUGAGUCUUGGCAAGACCAGCAUAUGGAAUCAGUUCUUCCAGGACACAGAGCUCAUAGAGCAGAUUGACCGUGAUGUCAAACGUACUCAUCCAGAUAUACACUUCUUCUCCGGUGAUUCUCAAUUGGCAAAAUCUAAUCAGGAUGCUUUAAAGAACAUAUUAAUAAUUUCUGCAAAGUUGAACCCAGGUACAAGAUAUGUUCAAGGGAUGAAUGAAGUAUUAGCUCCUCUAUUCUAUGUGUUCAAAAAUGACCCUGAUGAGGAAAAUGCAGCCUUUGCUGAAGCAGACACAUUCUUUUGUUUUGUUGAGCUAUUGAGUGGGUUCCAAGAUAAUUUUUGUCAACAGCUUGAUAAUAGUAUUGUUGGAAUCCGUUCCACUAUUACAAGAUUGUCCCAGCUAUUAAAGGAACACGAUGAAGAACUGUGGCGUCAUCUUGAGAUCACUACUCAGGUCAAUCCCCAAUUCUAUGCAUUUAGGUGGAUUACUCUCCUCUUGACCCAGGAAUUUAAAUUUUCUGACAUCCUUCAUAUUUGGGACAUCAUUUUAAGUGAUCCAGAGGGUCCACAGGAGACACUUCUCAGAAUAUGCUGUGCAAUGCUAAUUCUCGUCCGUAGGCGCCUCCUGGCGGGUGAUUUCACUUCUAACCUGAAGUUGCUGCAAAGUUAUCCCUCUACAAACAUUAGUCAUUUGCUCCAUGUGGCAAAUAAGUUACGUGUACAGUCAGGCUAA